GGGAGGGGAGGGAGGAAGAAGGGGAGUGAGAAUGUUGGAGGGUAAGGCAAUGAUCCAGGACACAGACAUGCCUGUGAAGAUGCAGCUCCAAGCCAUGUCCUCUGCCUCUCAGGCUCUUGACCUCUUUGAUGUCCUAGACUGCAACAACCUGGCUUGCUACAUCAAGAAGGAGUUUGAUCUAAGGUAUGGGUUUGGAUGGCAAUGUGUGGUUGGCUCCAACUUUGGGUGCUGCUUCACUCACACAAAGGGCACCUUCAUUUACUUCUGCUUGGAGACACUCCACUUCCUCAUCUUCAAAUGUUCUGCUGCUUGAGCCACCUAUCAAAGAGUCAAAAUAGUUGGAAUCCAAUUGGGAUAAAAAAUGGAGAUAUCUGU
Musa acuminata subsp. malaccensis (wild Malaysian banana) is the source of this 375-nucleotide messenger RNA. RefSeq lists its product as uncharacterized. Gene Ontology annotation, biological process: microtubule-based process. NCBI's taxonomy places the organism in Eukaryota, Viridiplantae, Streptophyta, Magnoliopsida, Zingiberales, Musaceae. Gene Ontology annotation, cellular component: cytoplasmic dynein complex. The record is from RefSeq and is a predicted model, not a curated record. Gene Ontology annotation, molecular function: dynein intermediate chain binding.